Elaeis guineensis (African oil palm) is the source of this 1269-nucleotide messenger RNA. The record is from RefSeq and is a predicted model, not a curated record. Lineage: Eukaryota; Viridiplantae; Streptophyta; Magnoliopsida; Arecales; Arecaceae.
AGUUUUUUCGAAAAGAAACUUUGAGAUAUGCAACUGUUAGCUUCUGAUAAUAUAAGAUAUGGGCGUUUAUGACCAACACAUGCCCAAUUCUCUCUUUUAACCCCCUUUUAUAACUUCUGCAGUCAAGAUGAUAGCAACCUGUAAUAUGUGAUAUAUGAAAAUGAGCCUUUCAUCCAUCUAUUCUUUGCUUGUUAUGCAGCAAUAAAAUAUGGUUCUUAAUGAGCCAUUAAACUUACUUCAUUAUUAUUAUAUUGUACCAAAAGGUUUCUUUUAUGACUGCUUUGGCACUUUGGUUCAUAGACUUCAAAGUGGACUUGUGGUUUAACACUUUGUCUUCUUAUUAUGUAGGCUUUAAUGUAGAGAAAGUUCAGUAUAAAAAUGUCAUAUUUACGGUGUGGGAUGUUGGUGGGCAAGAGAAACUGAGGCCAUUGUGGAGGCAUUACUUCAACAAUACUGAUGGUCUGAUUUAUGUAGUUGAUUCCUUGGACAGAGAAAGAAUUGGGAAAGCCAAAGCAGAGUUUCAGGCCAUCAUCAAGGAUCCCUUCAUGCUUAACAGUGUCAUAUUGGUAUUUGCAAACAAACAGGACAUGGUAAGUUAAACUGGCAACUUAAAAAUCACAAGAGCAUGCUGCUUAUAUGUAAUAAAAUCUAUGCAUUUGUGAGGAAACCCAGCAUGCCAUCUUAACAUCUAACAUAUCAUGCUAAUUCAUACCAUUUCAAGGGCUUCUUUCUUUUCUUUGGAAAAUUUGACAUGUAUGCUGCAAAUGUUUCCUUCUUAAUUCAUUAGCAAUGAGGGACUGAAUCGAACUUGCUCAAAUUUUAUUGCUCAGUUGAUCCAUGGCCACAUUUUUUGCUUCAAGUUAUCGUGAAGUGAAAAGAUGCUCAAAAAGCUAGAACAAAUUAUUUUGAAUUGAGAUGGUGGGUUGCACCCCAAAAGGUUUUAGAGAAGAGCUUCCUUGAAGUGGUCAAUUUAAAAGUACAUAUGCUGAUGUGUUCAGAUAAACAUGCAUAAGUUGGCAUGUUUAGAUAAACAUGCAAUAUGUCGCUAUGUCCUACAAAUCUUUUUCCUAAGAUUAAGUUAGCUUUGCAUGCCCAUAUCUGAAAUAUUUCCCACAGUAGCUAAACACAUCGAUAUUUGGUAAAUCUGAGGUCCUUUUCCCCUAAUUUACUCUGUAUUUGUUCGUCUUCUUGUGACCACACUAUAUUAAUCAGUUUUGUUUUACUGCCAUUGGUAAGUUAGCUUUGCAUGCCCAUAUCUGAAAUCUUUCC